CACAGAGCUGGGUAAAAAAUGGCUGAAGUUGAUUUCGGGGAUAGUGAGCUCUUUCAGCAGCUCGAUGAAUCUGCACCGCCCGUUCCGACGCAUAUUCGCUUCACAGAUGAUGAGGAAGACCAGGAGGAGACGAGCCAGCUCCGGAGCAAGCUGGAGGAGUGUGAUGAGUACAUCCAGAGACUCACGGAGGAAAAUAUCCUUGUGUCAGUGUGUGUUAGCACUGUGGCUGAUGUAGCACUAGCUAACGUCUGCUAGCACCUGGCUCCUGUCUGUUAAUCAAAACAGCAACCUGAAAAUGUAUGCUAAUGGAUGUUUUGUAGGUUUUCCAUUUCCUUAACUUGUAGAUUACAUAAAGGUUUGAGAAGAAAACUGAACAUCCUGACAAGACCAAGCGGCAUCACAGUUGAAGAUGUCAACAUCGAUGGGCCAGCUCUUCAAGUCCUUUAUGCAAACAAUAUUAUUUCAAAGCAGUGUCGUCAAGAAAUUGAAGAUUGCAUCUGCAGUGUGAUUUUGAAGCACCAGAAACCGAACAAUGAAAAGAAAAACUCCACCUUUCACAUCACACCCCAGAAUUCAGCUUUUGCUAUGGAUGAAGAUCCCCAGAAGUCCUCCACUAGCAUAAGAACAACAACUGAAGCUUUUAAAGUAGUUGGAAGUGUCUUAUAUUUCACUUCAUUCAGUGUUGACAAACUUGGACAGCCUCUGGUGAACGACAAUCCCCAGCUGACAGAUGGAUGGGACGUUCCAACCUAUCACCAAGUUUUCAAUCAAGUCGUUGGCACGGAUGGACUGGAAAUAGAAAUGAAAGACAAAAGACCCAAAUCAAUGUGUUUCAACUGUGGCUCUGGUGGUCAUCAGCUGAGAGACUGUCCCAAGCCUAAAGACAUGGCUGCAAUUAAUGAGAGAAGAAAGGAGUUUAAUCAGAACAGCAACCAGUCCAUGCAGAGUAACCAGCGAUACCAUGCUGAGGAAGUGGAGGAGCGGUUUGCUAAAUACAAGCCUGGAGUUAUGAGUGAGGAGCUCUUGGCAGCGCUGGGAAUCGAUGGCAACACCCUUCCUCCUCUGAUUUAUCGAAUGAGGCAGCUAGGCUACCCACCAGGUUGGCUCAAAGAGGCAGAGAUGGAAAACUCUGGCUUAAUGCUGUAUGAUGGAAAUGUUUCAAAUGAUGGUAAUAUGACAGACAAUACGCAAAACAUCUCUUAUGAUGUUUCCAAACUGGUAGAUUUCCCAGGCUUCAAUGUACCUGCAUCACACCAUAUGAAAGAUGAGUUCAUGCAGUAUGGCUCUAUCCCAAUGCAGACCAGCCACAUGAAGCAAAACUAUGCAGCGUACCUGUCAAACAACUUCCCUAUGCCUGGUGCCACCAGCAACAAGAGACGGCAUGAAUCUGACUCAUCUCCACAGCAAAGGAAGAAGACAAGGUCCAGUCCUGAUCGGAACUCUGAUAGGAGCUCAGACAUGGAUAUUGAAUCAGACCCAGGAACACCUUAUUAUCAUGGCCAAGGGGACUUCCAGUUCCAACCUCCGCUGCCUCCUGGUUCGCCUGGCUUCAGUUCACCUCCUCCUUUACCCCACGGCACUCCUCCUGCUACACCCACUCCCCCACCUCUCCCAAAAGGUACACCUCCUCCCACACCCACAAACGGCUCUCCAGCUCUGCGGGGGCGUAACUGGGGAGCAGCUGAUGAGACUGCAGAGGGAACAGCGGAUGAAUUGACACUGGAGGAAUUGGAGGAGCAGCAGAGGCUGAUUUGGGCAGCUCUAGAAAACGCUGACACUGCCACUAAUAGCGACUGUGAGACACCUGCAGUGGGAACACCUGUACCCAGUUCACCAAGUGCAUCCACGCCUGCACAUGUCGACACAGAAACGGAGGACGUUGAAGAAGCGAUGGACACAGUGAUACCUGCAGAAACCUGUCAUAGCAGUGAAAAUCAAAGGGAUCAAGGGGUUCAGGAGAUUUGCUCUCAAAGCCCUGGGCCAAUCAAAGUCAAGGAUGAAAGUCCUCAGAGCCCUGAACUAGUCAAAGCGCAAGAAGACAGCCCCCAAAGUCCUGGUCCAGUUAAAUCCCAGGAAGACAACCCACAGAGCCCUGAUCCAAUCAAAUCCCUGGAGGACAACCCACAGAGCUCUGAACCAGUCAAAGUGCAAGAAGACAGCCCUCAAAGUCCUGGUCCAGUUAAAUCCCAGGAAGACAACCCACAGAGCCCUGAUCUAGAUUUCUCUAAUGGGGGUGCCAGAGAUUGUGCUUCUCCUAAGCAUGAUGAGAAGAUAACAGCGGUUCCUCAUCGGAGCAAGUUUGCAGCUGGCAUCGUUCCAUUUGAAGAUACACCAGAGUUCACUGAAGUUGCAGAAGCCACAGGGACUUACCUUAAGAUCAGAGACUUGCUUAAAAGUUCCCCUCGGAAUUUGGCGAAGAAAAAAUAAAAAUUGACUCUUCAUUUGAAACACAAGGAUACAUGAAUUUUUUUAAAACAAAAACUUUUCAGUUCAUUUUCAUGACCAUCCUAUGAAGCAUGUUUUUAGCCAUUUAUUAUUUUGUACCAAGUUGAAUGUCUAUGGCUGUGUAUAUACAUUUGAUCUGCAAACAUACAAUUUGCUAGGGUGAAUUGAGGGAUGCUGCAACAGCAAUAGUUUGUAGGUUUUGACCAAUUAGUCUGUUUUUUUGUAGCAGUUGUGUUACUCAUGCUGUUCAUUUUAUUGUACAAUUUGUAAAAUGGUCAUUUCCUAACCUGUAUUGAUUUUAAUACCAUGAUGCUUAAAUGGCUUUUCUAUUUUUGUCCCAUUUGGAUUGCUCUAAAACCAUGAAGUAAACAUGCUUUCACUUGUUUCAGUGAGCUAUUUUGUCUGGCAGCCAUGGCUAGAUGUGGGUUCAUUUUCAUUUUUCUUAUUUUAACAGCAAAUGGUACUGUAUAUAGUUAAUUGUUAGCCAUUUUUAGCAGAGCUUCUUGAACAGGUUGCACCCUUUGUUGCAAUUAUCCACUCGCUGAUUUUGAUGCAAAUCAAAUUGCAUAAAAUUUUGCAUUUUCACCUUUUAAAAUUAGGGCGCCCUGUCUACAUUUUGUCUUUUAUUCAUUCACUUUUCAUCAAAUAGAUAAAUGUCACUGCUGAAA
This is a messenger RNA of Centropristis striata (black sea bass), 3113 nucleotides long. RefSeq names its product zinc finger, CCHC domain containing 8 (gene zcchc8). The transcript has 13 exons. Gene Ontology annotation, molecular function: RNA binding; zinc ion binding. Lineage: Eukaryota; Metazoa; Chordata; Actinopteri; Perciformes; Serranidae. Gene Ontology annotation, cellular component: catalytic step 2 spliceosome. The coding region runs from base 310 to 2427 and encodes 705 amino acids. The record is from RefSeq and is a predicted model, not a curated record.